This is a messenger RNA of Cooperia oncophora, 846 nucleotides long. NCBI's taxonomy places the organism in Eukaryota, Metazoa, Nematoda, Chromadorea, Rhabditida, Trichostrongylidae. The record is from the annotation of a GenBank genome assembly.
AUGGUCCUUUGUCAAGAGCUGCAGCUUCGAGAUGUGGCCACAUUGGGUUAUGGAACUUUUGGGAGGGUUGAUCUCGCCUGGAGUGAAGCCAGACAGGAAUAUUACGCUGUGAAAAAGUUCAACAUACAUGAGGUGGUACAGCGAAAUCGUACCGAAUACGUGAAACGGGAGAAGCAGCUUCUUUUCAUGUCCUCAUGUCCGUUCGUCGUAGAAUUAAUUUGUACAGAAAUGGAUCGGGUCAAUCUCAGCCUCGUGCUGGAAUUUGUUCAUGGUGGAGAAUUAUCCGACUACCUGCAUGACAUGAAUGAGGAGGACCUUCAGACGGCCGUUCGGUUUUAUUCUGCGGAGAUUAUAUGCGCACUUCAACAUAUCCAUUCAAAGAAUAUUGUAUACCGCGAUCUCAAACCUGAAAAUCUGCUCCUGUCCAAAAACGGUCACGUCAAACUCGCUGAUUUUGGUCUUGCCAAGCUUCUUAAGGGAAAGACCUACACUGUGUGUGGUACUGCCGAAUAUAUUGCACCUGAAGUGAUCAUGAAGAAAGGUUACGGUAUCGCUGUGGACUGGUGGUCCCUAGGUGUUCUUAUUUUCGAACUUCUUCACGGCCAGCCGCCAUUCUGCGGUGACAGCACAGAAAUGGUAUUCGAAGCCAUUCGGCAAGGGGACGUCACUUUUCCGGACGACUUCGAUCAUUCUGCUCGAGAUCUAAUCUUAUCACUUCUGGAUCGUGACCCGUCAAAACGAGGCGUGGAUAUUUGCUCCCGAAAAUGGUUCGAUGGUGUGGACUGGGAGAAAGCCAGGAGUCUAUCAAUUCAGCCACCACUGAUUCCAGCUCCAUUCGACGUAACA